AUGGCCGCUCCUCAAGUACACCACCUCUUCCACGCACCAAUUGCCGACCACUCGUUCUCCUCUGAUAAGCAGACACUUGCUGUCGCCCGGGAGAACAAUGUGGAGCUCUAUCAGUCGUCAGGCAACAAGUUCACAUUAAGUGAUGAACUCAAGGGCCACGAAAAGACCGUGACCAGUGUUGAUAUUGCUCCCAAGAGUGGUCGAAUCGUCACUUGCUCGCAAGACCGUAAUGCCUAUGUUUGGGAAAAGACACCUGAAGGCUGGAAACCCACCUUGGUCCUUCUGCGGAUUAACCGUGCCGCCACCUUUGUGCGCUGGUCUCCUUCGGAACAGAAGUUUGCCGUCGGAUCUGGCGCUCGAGUGAUUGCAGUCUGUUAUUUCGAGGAGGAGAAUGACUGGUGGAUCUCGAAGCAUCUGAAGAAACCCAUUCGCAGUACUAUCACCACUCUCGCAUGGCACCCGAACUCCGUUUUGUUGGCAGCUGGAUCUACCGACUCUCAUGCGCGAGUCUUCUCGAGCUUCAUCAAGGGCAUUGAUGCUCGCCCGGAACCCAGCGCAUGGGGAGAGCGUCUGCCUUUCAACACAAUUUGUGGCGAAUUCCUGAAUGACUCGGCUGGAUGGAUUCAGGGUGUGGCAUUCUCCCCCAGCGGCAAUGCCCUCGCCUUCACCGGACAUGACAGCAGCGUGACCGUCGUAUACCCAAGUGCACCAGAGCAGCCCCCACGGGCGAUGUUGAACAUUUCCACACGAUUGCUGCCCUUAAACAGCCUCAUCUGGAACGGCGAGACUGAAAUCAUUGCAGCUGGCCAUGACUGUGAGCCGUUCCGAUUCCGUGGCGAUGAAAAUGGAUGGCAACUUGCUGGUUCCAUUGAGAAUAAGGCAGGUGAUUCCGGAGGUGCCCGCGAGGAAUCUGCCUUGAACAUGUUCCGACAGAUGGAUCUCAAGGGUCAAACUCAAGCGGACACCAAGCUCAAAUCGACCCACCAGAACACCGUGAACACUGUCCGCGUUCAUGAGGAGGCUAACGGGGCUGUGAAUUCCUUCAGCACAAGCGGUGUUGACGGUCGGGUUGUUGUCUGGUCUGCAUAA
Penicillium antarcticum is the source of this 1089-nucleotide messenger RNA. Its product is annotated as WD40 repeat domain-containing protein. The transcript is spliced from 4 exons. Bases 1 to 1089 code for a protein of 362 amino acids. Gene Ontology annotation, molecular function: actin filament binding. NCBI's taxonomy places the organism in Eukaryota, Fungi, Ascomycota, Eurotiomycetes, Eurotiales, Aspergillaceae. Gene Ontology annotation, biological process: Arp2/3 complex-mediated actin nucleation. Gene Ontology annotation, cellular component: actin cytoskeleton; Arp2/3 protein complex. The record is from RefSeq and is a predicted model, not a curated record.